CUGUCAGUCUCUGUCUUCACAAUGAUUGUGUAGUUCCAUACAUACUGGUGCAUGUAAUAGUCUCUUCCAUUCUGGCAGAAUGGGUUGUGCCCGUGUAUACAUGUGCAUGUACAUGGACGUAGCUUUCAUACUAUGCAUGUCGCUGGUAGAGUUGCGCGGCUUGGAGAUCCCGCGCCGCAAUCUGAAGUGGGAUAGUCCGUCAGGCAAGGCUGGCGUCGGUAACAACAGACAGUUUUCAGCUCCUCGUCGUGAUCAUCAUUUCAACAGUCCAGCAAGCAGCACACGCUCAAUGUACGCAUUCUCUGAUGCUCCGGUCACUAGGAGCGCUAAGCCCACCAUGCCGCCACAGAGUCCAAACGGAACGUAUGCACUGAGUGUGCGGCAAUUCGGGGCCAAAGGUGACGCCAAAGCAGACGACACCGAAGCAUUCCAGAAGACUCUGGACGAAGCUUACCGUUUAGGGAGCCUUGUAGUUAUCGUUCCACCAGGACAGUAUAUAUUGCGUGGAAACCUGACAGUGCCCACCGGCUGCACGCUUCAAGGGACGUACUCAUACGUUCCAUCACACAUCAUGCGAACAGAUCUUCCCACGGAAAACCGGCCAACAGAUGGAUCAGUCCUACUUGCUUAUGGCGGUCGCCAUGUCGACAAUGGUUGCCUGGUUACCCUCAACGAGUUGGCAACGAUUCGUGGCUUCACUAUCUACUAUCCAGAACAAGUCGCGGACAAGACACCAGUUCCAUAUCCAUGGUCUGUUUGCUUGACUGGGAUCAAUACGGCCGUCACUGACCUGGAGUGUCUGAACUGUUGGAAUGCCAUCAAGGCUAUCAAAGCACAUCGUCACUACAUAGCCCGGGUACAAGGUCAACCGAUAAACACGGGUGUGUUUGUGGACGAGAUUCACGACAUUGGUCGUAUUGAAGAUGUCCACUUCAAUCCAUGGUUUAGCGACAAUCGCAACUUUACCAAUUGGCAAAUGGUCCACGGACAAGCGUUCGUCUUCGGAUGCACAGACUGGCAGUACGUUUUCAACACGUUCGCGUUCGCGUACGCAGUGGGCUAUAGGUUUGUCGAGACGGAGGCUGGUGCGUGUAACGGAAACUUUCUGGGCAUAGGCGCUGAUCAGACAGCUAACGCGUCCAUCAUGGUUGAUAACGUGAAGAGACAUGGACUGAGGAUCACCAAUGGCGAGUUCACGGCAUUUCGCAAGUCUCUGUUUGGAAAGGAGAUUGCCAAUCCCACGCAGGUUUGGAUAAAAGCAUCGAACACAGGAGACGUGCGAAUAAGCAACUCUGCGUUCUGGGGACCAUCCAACCAAAUUGCAAUGAUUGGUGGUAAUGGGACCAUAGGUUUCACUGGCUGCACAUUCGUGGAGUGGGACGCUGAUACAAUGGACAAUGCAGCGAUCUACGUAAUAGGAGCAGCUGGAAAUCUUAUCGUCGAAGGCUGUGACUUUGCGAAGACGAAAACGCCAGUUAGCCACUUCACACUAGAUGAUACUCUGGCUCGAGCUAUCAUAAUUGGAAACACCUUCGCGACGCCACUACGGAUAUUUGGACAUGCGCACAACACCCAAGUCGGACUCAACGCCGACAAUUCCAGUCAUUCGACUACUGACAAUAACGAUAAUACCGUAUAUUUGUGAGCCUUCCUGGGUAGGCUGCUUCCUUACAUGUAGUGAUUGGUGACGAAGAAUAAUCCAUCCUGGUAGCAGGGCAGAUAUUCCGGCUGGUAGUCGACGUUCUAGACAUGAAUUUCAAACACACGUUGACGAGGAGAGUCUAGGUCUGGGUUCAGAACUUUGCAGUGCUAUUAAACUAUGAGCCAUUGAAGCUUUUCGUUCGCUUUUCAGUAGUAAUGUUAUAUCUACACGAUGGGUGCUUUUAGUCACCCGGCCGUACAAAUGAAACAUUACGACUGUUUUCGAAUUUCGUGUUGGAUUGAUCAAAGAGCAUCAUACUGCUAUAUUGAGAACUUGUCCAAAAAUACCAAUGUGAUGUCACGCUCUAGGUAUAGAAUGCACGUAGACCGACGUCGAGGUCAAUAUCCUAUUUAUCACGAUUCCUUUUCCAUAAUCCCUUAAUUUGAUCCUUCAGGAGCUAUUUUAGCCUUUUUUAGUAUAGCAUUUGUACAAAGGAUGUUGCCUUUUUGGGUACAAGACUGUAAGAACAACAGAGUUCAGCAUCUGCAGCACAGUGGCUGGGUAGGGGUGGUACAAGGGGUUCAAACUGUUGCGGGUUC
Messenger RNA from Sycon ciliatum, 2241 nucleotides. RefSeq lists its product as uncharacterized. NCBI's taxonomy places the organism in Eukaryota, Metazoa, Porifera, Calcarea, Leucosolenida, Sycettidae. The record is from RefSeq and is a predicted model, not a curated record. The transcript is spliced from 15 exons. Bases 80 to 1645 code for a protein of 521 amino acids.